Messenger RNA from Phragmites australis (common reed), 647 nucleotides. RefSeq lists its product as uncharacterized. NCBI's taxonomy places the organism in Eukaryota, Viridiplantae, Streptophyta, Magnoliopsida, Poales, Poaceae. Gene Ontology annotation, molecular function: enzyme inhibitor activity. The transcript has a single exon. The coding region runs from base 63 to 647 and encodes 194 amino acids. Gene Ontology annotation, biological process: negative regulation of catalytic activity. The record is from RefSeq and is a predicted model, not a curated record.
UCGCAACAACGUAAACGCACUGAUCUCGCUCCAAGGAUUUAUCGACCAAUUACGUAUCGUCCAUGGCGGCGAGAUCGCCCAGUUGCAAGCGCGGCUCCCUCCUCGCCGUCGCCAUCGUCCUCUCGGCCUCCCUCGUCGCCGCCGCCGGCGUCGACCUCAAGGAAGCGUGCGCCACGACGCCGCACCCGGACGUCUGCAUGACCGUCCUCCAGGCCUGCCCCGACAGCAAGGACGCCACCAGCCCUCGCGCGCUGGCCGAGGUCGCCAUCCGCGCGGCCUCCAACGUCGGCGCCGCGGCGGGCACCUUCGCGCGCGCCGAGCUGGACGUGGUCAAGGACACGGACAUGUGGCAGUGCCUGGACGAGUGCGCCGAGGACAUCGAGGAGGCCGUCUCCCACCUCGACGAUACCGAGGGCGAGAUCGACAGCGCUAAGUUCAAUGACGUGAAGCUCUUCCUCGACACCGCCGAGCGGGACUCGUGGUCCUGCGACGAGAGCUGCCGGUACGCGCCCGAGACGCCCGUCAAGGCCUCGCUGCUCUCCAAGAACAAGGACUUCGAGACCAUCAUGGCGGUCACCCACGCGCUCAUCAAGCAGGCCACCGAGGGAGCCGCGCCGGCACCGUCGCCGAUGCCGUCGUCGCCAUGA